Messenger RNA from Vitrella brassicaformis, 1766 nucleotides. Lineage: Eukaryota; Vitrellaceae. The record is from the annotation of a GenBank genome assembly.
CGGCCUUCGGGAGAGAUAGAAAUGUUUGUGUGGGUGGCCCUGACCCUCCCCUGGACGGCCCUGUGUGCGCAACAAUGCGGCAUCUCGUUCAGCCCUCGGCCCCAGGGCACCGCCAAGAUAAGCGACGCGAUGAUGAACACAGGGGCCCUGACGAACCUCGACAGCUUCACGCUCUCCCAGUCCAAGGCCCUGCCCUCCCUCCUCACCAAACAGCAGCAAACACAGCUCCACGCCCGACAGGCCCAGACGGCCACCUUCCAGACCAUCCUUGAAGACAAGAGGGGGCAGAAUGCGAUGUUCAAGCAGCUGUUCGAGGGCAAGCUCACCGCGAUUGGCAACGGGGCCGGCAUGGCACCCGGACAGCGCACUUCCAUCACUGGGCUGGGCAAGGAACUCGAGCAGGCCUUGGCGAAACUGGCUGCCGCGACCAGUGAGGCGGGCGUGACACACAAGUUCUCAUUCGGCAACUUCAAGAUGACCCCUGACGGCAAGGUGAGUGAGGCGUCAAAGACCGCCUAGGUAGGCAUGUUUGUGCCAUAUGUGUGUGUGUGUGUGUGUGUGACCGUAGGUCUUCAAUGACCGUGGCGAGAAGGUUUAUGAGGUGUCGAAGGAGGCCCUCCAGGCCAGCAAGCGCCUCAACCCCAAUUACACGGACAGCGCCAUGACGCCGGCAAAGACCACAGGCGAGCUGCUGGGGCUCUCAUCAUCCCGGCCACCCAACAAGGGCACGAUGGCCACAGCCGAUCAAGCCAACAACAAGAACCAGUGCCAGAACCAGUGCCGCCCCACCACGUGCGCGCGGCAGCCGACGCAAGAGACACCACGGCGACAGCAGCCGCCCCUUCCCCAGCCCGCACAGAAGCACAAAGAGGACAAAAGAGACGAAAGCAGCAAGGACCAGAGGAAACAACAACAGCAACAGCAGCAGCAGCAGCAGCAGCAGCAGAAACAGCCGGAGACCUUACUUGCCAAGAAGGAGAAGGAGCCCCCGGUGAGAUACGACACGCCCCAGCUGCUGCCGCAGCUGCCCGCCACGAGCAACCUCAACUCUCUCGGCGGCCACCCGACCCUCUUCCCGCAUCUUGGCCAUCAUCACGGACAAGAAGAAGAUGACAUCGCUCCUUCGUCCGUGCCAGCUCUCUGCAUGGACUGCGACACAUUGCUUGUGACCGACCCCGCCACCGGCGAGACGUACCGUUCUCACGACCAGGAAGAUCACAUGACGGUCAUCACGCCCCCUCCCGCCCCCCUCGCCUAUCUGUCCCGCCCACCGACCCAAGCGCAUCGGGGCCCUCUGAAGGUGCGUGUGCAGGGGGCGGUCAACAAGAAGCUCGGCGACGGGAUGCAGCAGCUGCGGAUGGUGCUGAGCAUGCACCUGCUUUUCGGGAUUGGGCGGGGGAAGUGGAAUAAUGAGAGGCAGGGAGUGAUGCUGGGCAGCAGGGUGCAGCUCGACUGUGGGCAGGUGCUGAGCGCCAGGGAGGGGAGGCGGUGCGAGGAGCGGUCCAAUUGGUGAAGGAGGUGGAAUUGGUUGGACGUCUGAAUCACGUGUGUGGAUGUCCCAUUGCUACCCUUCGCUAAGCUAUGCCACACUGCUGUGUGUGGGCAUUGCUGGCAUUGCAGGCGGGCAGGGUUUUGACCGUUUGUUGGUGCUUGCUGUGCGUUUCUUGGUUAGUCGCGUGGUGGUUUGGUCGUCUGGGGGGUCAGUUCUAGUAGGGUGUGGCGUCAGACUCAAUCAAGAGAUGUUUUCUCUGUUUGUGAAAAGUGAG